Messenger RNA from Belonocnema kinseyi, 744 nucleotides. Its product is annotated as 26S proteasome non-ATPase regulatory subunit 10-like. NCBI's taxonomy places the organism in Eukaryota, Metazoa, Arthropoda, Insecta, Hymenoptera, Cynipidae. Bases 26 to 724 code for a protein of 232 amino acids. The transcript is spliced from 4 exons. Gene Ontology annotation, cellular component: nucleus; cytoplasm. The record is from RefSeq and is a predicted model, not a curated record. Gene Ontology annotation, molecular function: protein binding.
CAGUUGUCAACAAGAUCCGUGAAAAAUGGCACCGGUACCGGAACCAACUAUUUACGAUUUAGCUUAUCGUGGACAAGCCGCUGCCGUAAAAAUUCUCUUGAGUGAAAAUGAGAAGCUGAAAACUCAGACGGACAACAAUGAACGAAUGCUGAUUCAUUGGGCUGCUCUCGGUGGACAUGAUGAUCUGGUUAUUUAUUUACUCUCAUUAGGCUCUCCCGUUGAUCCAACUGACGAUACGAACAUGACUCCCCUGAUUCUCGCAUCAUCGGCAGGUCGUGAAGAUGUGGUCAAAGUCUUGUUGAAACGAGAUGCCAAUGUAAACGCAAAAACAACUGAGGGACAUUCUGCUCUGCAAUAUGCCGCUUCCAAAAACUGGCUUGAAAUAUGUGAAGCUUUGAUAAAAAAGGGAGCAGACAUCAACAUAACAGAUAGCAGGGGAGCAACUCCUUUGCAUAGAGCAGCGUCUAAAGGGAAUCUAUUGGUUGUUAAACUCUUUCUCGAUUGUGGAAAAGACCUGAAAAUAAAUGCAACAGACAUGUACGGAAACACAGCCUUGCAUUUGGCAUGCGAAGAGGAUCGCCAGGAGGAGGCAAAACUUCUCGUCGGGAAAGGAGCCGACAUCUCGUUGACAAAUAAGGAAAAGAAAACACCUUUGGAUCUUGCAGGCCUCGGUUUAGCCCGCCAACUCAAAGAAAUUCAACAGAAAUCUCAAUCCUCAAAAUAAAAAAUUGAUUAAUAAUUCUA